Punica granatum (pomegranate) is the source of this 2052-nucleotide messenger RNA. The record is from RefSeq and is a predicted model, not a curated record. NCBI's taxonomy places the organism in Eukaryota, Viridiplantae, Streptophyta, Magnoliopsida, Myrtales, Lythraceae.
AGAUGAGAAAAAUAAAUGGAAAAAUUCCCAUUCUCAUCGUGGAUGAAGGCACGGCCCAUACACAUUUUCAAGACCCAGCCCAUUUUUCUUUCUCUGCUUCUACACACUCUCUCUCUCUCCUUGCUCUCGACGACGGUCUCUGGUCUGCAAUGGCCACUCCUCCUGCCGCUGCAGCCGUUGGGUUGACGUUCAGGUGAAGUAACAGAGGUGAAAGUAUCUUCUCAUGGUUCGGUAGUUCUCUAGAUUUUCUUCCCUAAUCAGCCUGUGGAUUCUUUUGCCAUUGUUGCCGCCAUAGUUUCACCCCGCAAGGCCGAAUUGUUCUGCGGAGAAACCCUAAUUCUCUGCUAAGUUAAGGUUGUCUGGGUAUCUCCGGCUGCUUACAAUGUUGCAGCAUCAAAUUGCUCAAUCGCCGGCGAGGCUCGGCCUCACGAACCCUAAUUCCCCGUCCCUUCAGAGUCCCCCUCCUCCUCAGCCGCCCCCCAAAUUCUCAUCCGCCACUCAACAGAAUCAGCUCCAACAGCACCCUAACCUCGCUACUACCCCCGCCACCUCCUCGGCCCUCCUCUCCCUCCUCCCACCUCUCCAGAGGGCCCAGUCCCUCCUCCUCCAGAUGGCCUCCCUCGCCUCGAGGCUCUUCGAGGUCUCCCCAAACCGCUCGCUCUGGCUCACAUCGUUCCGCGGCACCCUCCCGACCUUCUUGCCCUCCCAGUCGCAGUCCGCCGUGGCGCAGGCCCCGUCCGAUCAGUCCCCUUCCUCCCCAAAGGAAGUUCUCUCCCUCUUCACAUCCCUCCAGACCCAGCUCUUCGAGGCCGUGGCCGAGCUCCAGGAGAUCCUCGACCUCCAGGACGUGAAGCAGAAAGUUGCCCGGGAGAUCAGGUCGAAGGAUGCCGCAUUGCUCGCCUUCGCCCACAAGCUUAAAGAGGCUGAGCGGGUCCUCGAUGUCCUAGUCGAUGAUUACUCCGAUUACCGCCGGCCCAAGAUGUCGAAGUUGAAGGAUUCCGAGGAAGACGAAUCUUCCUGCACAACCGUGGCUUCUCAGCUGAAUCUAUCGGAUAUUAUAUCUUAUGCCCACCGGAUUAGCUACACAACCUUCGCUCCACCUGAGUUCGGGGCAGGGCAGGCUCCUCUCCGCGGGGCCCUCCCUCCGGCUCCACAGGAGGAGCAGCUGCGAGCCUCUCAGCUUUACAAUUUUGCCGACCUUGAUAUCGGUUUGCCCAAAACAGUUGAAACCAAGGAGAAGACAGUCGAGCCGAUCAUCGAGCCAGCUCUUGUGCCUGAUGCAAACAACCCUCUUGCAAACUUGGCAGCUAUCCAAGGCCUGCUUCCUCCAAAUAUUACAGUCCCCUCGGGCUGGAAGCCCGGGAUGCCGGUGGAGCUCCCAACAGAUCUGCCCGUGCCCCCACCUGGAUGGAAACCCGGAGACCCGGUCCCGCUUCCUCCCUUGGACUCCCUUGCUGUGCCUAGAGCUGAGGAGACGCAAUUACGACCAGUUGCUCCUCCAGGGCCGCGUAGGGAACCUGAGGUUAUACAGGUCCGGCACGUCGACCUGGAACUGCCCGAUAAUUUCGAUGACAGCAGCGACUACAGUAGUGAUGAGGGGAGCUCCGAAGAGGACGAUUGAGACUGACAACUCUGGAGUCCGUCUUGUUCGUGUCGGAAAUCACUCCGUGCCGAUACUUCCCGGAAAAUUAUCAUUGAAGCUUUGUUUGGGAUUGACGGGCCCCACGAUGUUCGCUCAAAAGAAGAGAUUUUGGGUGGGAGAGAAGGAUUUGUGCGUCUAAAUGGGCUGCCAAGAAUUCUUCUCCAGGUGCUUGCUCCCCUCCGCAGGACACGGGCAGCGUUAAAAGAUCCCCCAAAGUGAUCAUCAUCGCUAAUGUGACGUCUCAAGAACAUCUAGACAGAGAAAAAUGAGGUCUUUACAGUCAUUGCCAUGUCUGCGAUUAUGCUUACAAAAAGGUCCGUUCAGAGUAGACUCGAUGACGCGAACUUUCCAUUUCCUUUGCUCGUAUGUCCGUCGUCGUAUGAAACCGAUGGUAUAUUAUUUCUUAGGAA